This is a messenger RNA of Lycium ferocissimum, 2169 nucleotides long. RefSeq names its product protein EARLY-RESPONSIVE TO DEHYDRATION 7, chloroplastic-like. The record is from RefSeq and is a predicted model, not a curated record. Lineage: Eukaryota; Viridiplantae; Streptophyta; Magnoliopsida; Solanales; Solanaceae. Gene Ontology annotation, cellular component: plasma membrane. The transcript has 4 exons. Bases 453 to 1835 code for a protein of 460 amino acids.
AGGGAAAAAGAAAUUAUCUUCUCUUGAUAUGCUAAAAAUGACAACUAAAAGUGAAAAAUGUAUUUAGAAUACUAGACAAGUAAAAGUGAAGGGAGAGAGUAAAACCAAAUGAAAAAACGAUUUACUACUUCUUUUAAUGGAAGGGACAAAAAUGGAAAAGAUUACUUUCGUCCUUUUUUCUUAUAGAUAUCACUACUAUAUAAUGAAAUAUAAACAUUUUUAUGAUUUUUCAAAUAUAUUUCUAAAAUUAUGAUCUAAUAUAGUUCCUAUCGAAACUAAAAAGGAAAAAAGAAAAUCCAAAUGGACUUGCGCGGGAACUUCCAGACAGUUAUAUCAGUUAUUCAUGAAAACAACCUUCCACGUGUCUCUCCCUGUUCGCUUCUUAUUCCUCCAAAAAAUCCAAUCUUUCUUCUUCCUUUUCCUUCAUCCUCAACAAUUUUCUCAGCUCUUCAAUGGCUUCUCAGAACCCUAAUCUCCAUAAAGCCCCAUUUUAUCCACAUGUCAUUCACAAUGAUCCAAAUCUCCAAUCAACCUCUGAUUCUCGUCCCAAUCUUUAUCCAACCAUAGACGAAAAGGACCUCACCGACGAAAAACUCAUCCCUGACAAUUACGAAAUAAUCCCUUCUGCCCCUCCUGAGUCUCACGAGGAAACCCUUCUCGUUAUCCCUGGUGUCCUAAUCCAUUUGAUUGAUAAACAUUACUCCGUUGAGCUAGCCACGGGUGAUUUAUAUCUGUUUCGUCUGUUGCAAGAUAAGAAUACCGUUGCUAUUCUUGCUCGUGUGGGUGAUGAGAUCCAAUGGCCGUUAACUAAGGACCUGACCGCGGUGAAAUUGGAUGAUUCACAUUAUUUCUUCUCAUUUCAAGCUUUGAUAGAGGAUCAUUUGGAUUCCAGUGAUGACGAGAAAGAAAAGGGUAAAAAAAAGAAAGAAAAGGGUAAAAAGGAGAAAGAAAAGGGACCGAUGGAUGAUACGUUGAAUUAUGGGUUGACGAUUGCUUCAAAGGGUCAGGAGAAAUUGUUGAAGGAGCUGGAUGUUAUUUUGAAAAGUUACAGCAGGUUUUCUGUUCAGAAGGUGGAGGAAAAGGCGGCAUUGGCAAUGGGAGGAACAGUGGCAAGGGAGUUGUCUCCAGAAGACUUGAAAUCGGAGAAAAAGAAGGAGAUAUUGGAAGAGCGAUGCGCUCAAUACUGGACCACGUUAGCGCCCAAUGUGGAGGAGUAUAGUGGAUUAGCUGCAAAAUUAGUUGCUCAAGGAUCAGGUCAGCUGAUCAAGGGGAUUUUGUGGUGUGGAGAUGUGUCAGUAGAACGAUUGAAGCGCGGAAAUGAUAUUUUAAAGCAAAGGAUGGCUACAGGGACGAAGGCCGAGAUUAGUCCUGAGACAUUGAAGAGGAUAAAAAGGGUUAAGAGAGUAACAAAGAUGACUGAGAAAGUAGCACUUGGAGUCCUUUCUGGAGUUCUCCAGGUUUCAGGAUUCUUCACUAGUUCAGUUGUGAAUUCCAUAGCAGGAAAGAAGUUCUUCAAGAUGCUGCCAGGGGAGAUGGUCCUUGCUACUCUGGAUGGAUUUUGCAGAAUAUGUGAUGCUGUUGAAGUAGCUGGAAAGAAUGUAAUGUCCACAUCAUCCACCGUGACAACUGAACUUGUUCAGCAGAAGUACGGAGAUGAGGCAGCAAAAGUGGCAAGCGAAGGGCUUGAUGCAGCAGGACAUGCUGUUGGGACUGCCUGGACUGUUUUUAAGAUCAGAAAGGCGCUUAACCCCAAAAGUUCCUUUAAUCGCGCCACCCAACUAAAGUCUAGUGCUAAAGCUGCUACUAUAAAGAAGGCCAACAGCUCAAAGUACUGACCUUGUUUGACUUUUCACUGGUGGAGCUGUCCAUUUACGCCCUCUUUUAGAUUUUUCCGUUGUCAUACAUGUUGAUAUAUGUUAUUACAUGUAAAUGAUAAGGAUUUUAGUCUUUGUAAAAGAUCAAAUUUUCCACACCAAUCCACCUCAAUUUCAGGUUUUCACCCUCUUAUCAUUUUAUGUUUUCUUGGAAGAGGGAAUAUACACCAGCAAAAAAUUCUUGUUCUGAUAGUAGCUUUAAUCAUCGACUAAAAACACAUGUAAUCUGUUAUUGACUGUAUCUUUGAUCAUGGAUAUAAUGUUAUUCUAACAGGGAAAUCUCCCUGAUUUUGUU